Merops nubicus (carmine bee-eater) is the source of this 1903-nucleotide messenger RNA. It is a transcript of the gene GSTCD, whose product is annotated as glutathione S-transferase, C-terminal domain containing. NCBI's taxonomy places the organism in Eukaryota, Metazoa, Chordata, Aves, Coraciiformes, Meropidae. The transcript has 12 exons. The record is from RefSeq and is a predicted model, not a curated record. The coding region runs from base 17 to 1903 and encodes 628 amino acids.
UCAGCUCAGGAGGAAGAUGAAAGAUAGUGUUGCUGAAGAGUGUUUAUAUUUGGCUUUUUCUCAUCAGUGCAGAGAUUGUAUCUUUCCUCUUCAUACGUCUAUUUCACUGUUUUUGCUAUCCUACUGUGACUGCAAAUUAUUCAAAGUUUUCCUAGUGCCAACUGGUGAAGAUGUGGGUGAUCAGUUUGUGACAAAACUGGUUGGCGAUCUCGAGGUCCAUCUAAUCUCCAGGCGUCAACUUCCCGCGGUUGUGCAGAGCUGCUGUUUACCUGCUCUUGUCAUGAGAGAUGGCAGGUUCUGCCGAGCUGGCCUUUCUGUUGUCUUAAGGCAUAUAAUACAAAAAACAUACGAGGCAGAUCCAUCUAAAAAGGAUGUUUUGGAACUCUUGGGCUUUAAGAAGACCUGCUUAAAAGCUUGUGCUGAAGUUAGCCAGUGGACCAGGCUCUGCGAGAUCAGCAUUCCGCUGGCUGUUGAAGGAGUUUUGACGGGGUCUCCUGAGCACUGUCAGACUAUUCCUCCUGACAUUUUACUGCUUGAAAGGAAGCUUGGAGAACCUGUCCGAGUACAUAAUGAUGACAAAAUUCGAAGGCAGAAACUUCAACUACAGAAGGCAGGUGCCAAGGCUGCAGUACCUGUACUUGGCAGCGGAGCAAGAGAGGAAGGAAAAACAGUGGAAAUGCAUGAACGUGCACUCCCAAGUUUGGAACUGAGCUUAGCUUUCUCCAAGCUCCUUGUUCAGGACCUAUCAGAUGCAGCCAACAGGGAGGCCCCUCACAUCAGGAGAACAAAAACCUCUGAUCUUCCACUUUUGGACCACGUUUUUGCAGAAGGUCUUUAUUUUACCUUGGCAGAUAUUGUGCUUUUGCCAUGCAUCCAUCAAUUCCUGGUCAUUCCAUGUGUCAAAAAACAAGGCAAAAGUCUGGUAAAUUUGCCUCUGAUAUCCAGUUGGUAUCGAAGAGUUCAAGAAGUACCUGGGGUAAAGAAGGCUGCUGGGAAAUGCAAUAUGGAGCUUCUCCAGCUUCCAGAGUUGAUGUCUGCUCCAGAGGAACAGCUGCAAGGUUUCUCAUCAGUUCCUGAAGAAUCAGAAGAGGAGAAUGAAGACAGUCAUUUUAUAGGUGGUCCGAGGCCAACUAUGACUAAGUUAAUGGAAAAUGGUAUUGAAGCAAAGUUUUCUCCCCAUCCAUGCCCCAGCUGGACCCUAGACUGGGCCAAUCUGCCUUCUGCAGUCAGUCCUGGAGAAGGAAAGAUGUCUAGGGACCGGGCUCUGAGGAAGCAGCAGCAAUUGAAUAAUUUGGUAGCAGCAGUGACAAAGCUUGCAAAGCCUGGAGAUGUGAUUGUGGACUUUUGCAGUGGAGGGGGCCAUGUUGGAAUUGUUCUUGCUCACAUGCUGCCAUCAUGUCAGGUUGUGCUUAUAGAAAAUAAGGAGUUGUCUCUCAUCCGUGCUAAAGACAGAAGUGAUGAACUGGGUUUAAGCAAUAUUUGGUUUAUUCAAGCGAAUUUGGACUAUUUUAAUGGGACUUUUAACAUUGGGGUGGCUCUGCAUGCAUGUGGUGUGGCCACGGACAUGGUCAUGGAACACUGCGUCAAGGCCCGGGCAGCCUUUGUCAUCUCCCCUUGUUGUUACGGCUUCAUUCAAAACACAGUGAAGUUUAAAUAUCCACGCAGUCAUCAAUUCAAAGAAAUUUUGUCCUACAAGGAGCACAUGAUCCUCUGCAGAUUUGCAGACCAGACAGCUGUUCAGCUUCCACCUGAACGCAGGCUAAUUGGAAAGCAGUGUAUGGGGCUUGUGGAUUUGGAUCGGGCCUGGGCUGCAGAAGAACGUAACUACUCUGUCCAAGUUAUAUCUAUGGAGCCAGAGAGUUGUUCUCCAAAGAACGAUAUGAUUGUGGGCAUCCCUACUUAG